Oncorhynchus kisutch (coho salmon) is the source of this 3477-nucleotide messenger RNA. Its product is annotated as calcium-binding mitochondrial carrier protein SCaMC-3. Gene Ontology annotation, molecular function: calcium ion binding. NCBI's taxonomy places the organism in Eukaryota, Metazoa, Chordata, Actinopteri, Salmoniformes, Salmonidae. Gene Ontology annotation, biological process: transmembrane transport. Bases 774 to 2246 code for a protein of 490 amino acids. The transcript is spliced from 11 exons. The record is from RefSeq and is a predicted model, not a curated record.
AUGCGUGUCCCUGGUAGUCUACAGAGGGCUAGGCUACGGCGCAGACUCAAGACAACACCUUCCUUCGACGCUUCGCUUUCUCAGUUGACGCGACGGCGACGGUUUCUGACGUGAAGCAAAUAUACACUAGCAGCAUUGGCCUAGAUAAUAUCUUCUUCGCAUGACAGCGACCCGACACGGACCAACUAUUUGCAACGCUGCAAAGUGCGCAUUUGCUGUCACAUUCUGACGGAUCGUAACGUCAGGACGGUGCAUUACAAACCACCCGGGGUUGGUGUGCGUCCCCACAAAAAACAAGAGGACGACAUGUACAGGCCUAAUCUUUAAACGUCUCGGGCAUAUCCGUUACCGAGAUGAAUUUGACACUGGAUUAAGGUUUCGGUUCUGGCAGUUUGCCGCGCUCCGUUCUAAAGCACCGAAAGAACGAAAGGCUUUCUGUCUUUACUACAGUGUUAGGUUACCGUCGCUUCCUGGUUUCUUGACGGAUAAAUAAACAACUAUUUACAACCAAUUGCGGGAUAAAAACGGGUGUUAAAACUUUGAGAUGAUGUGUAACAUGUAUAGCAUGACCGCGAAUGGGAGCGCGUCGUGAGGUCCACCGUUCGAUUGUUUUUAAUCUGCACAUCUGUCUGUCCUUCUCCCGAGAGAUUUACUCACUGAGUAGCCUGAAUAUUACAACAACAACACAUCUAUCCUGAUUUGGACAUCGGACGCCGAUGACUCUAUAGGCUAUUCCACCGGGAUCUAACCGACGCAGCCAACCGUCACCACGCAUGGGUCCGCCGGGGGCUCGGAUCCCCCGGGGCUGGAGGACCCAGGCCCGCUGCCAGGAGGAUGGCGACCCGGAGAGGGAGAAGCGAUGGGUGGAACUGUUCGACGAACUGGACUUGAACAGUGAUGGAGUCAUCGAUAUCCACGAGCUCCGGGUGGGAUUGGCGAAACGUGGGCUCUCCCGCCGCGCGGUGGACCGGCAGAUUGUCAAGGAGGGGGACAGCAACAAUGAUGGAGAGUUGGACUUCCAGGAGUUCCGGCAGUACCUCCGCUCCCACGAGGAAGAGCUCCGACUCAUGUUCCUCAGCCUGGACCGCAACAAUGACGGUGAGAUAGAUGUAUCAGAGAUUCAGCAGUCCCUUCAAACUCUGGGAAUAGCUGUGAGUCUGAAGGAGGCUGGCACGAUCAUGAAGAGUAUCGACAGGGAUGGUAACAUGACCAUCGACUGGGAUGAGUGGCGAGAUCACUUCCUGUUCAACCCCAUACACAGUCUGGAAGACAUCUCUCGCUACUGGAAACACUCUCAUAUGCUGGACAUAGGAGACAACCUGACCUGUCCUGAUGAGUUCUCCGAGCAGGAGAAGAAGUCAGGGUUCGUCUGGAGACAGCUGAUGGCUGGAGCUAUGGCAGGAUCAGUCUCCCGGACCGGCACCGCCCCACUGGACCGCCUUAAAGUCUUCCUGCAGGUGCAUGGCUCGACCCCGGGGAACCCUGCAGGGGCCCUUGGGGUGGGGAACAUGGUCAGUGGGCUGAGGGCCAUGGUGAAGGAGGGGGGAUUCAGUUCCCUGUGGAGGGGCAACGGGGUCAACGUCAUGAAGAUCGCCCCCGAGACCGCCAUCAAGUUCUGGGCCUACGAACAGAUUAAGAGGUGGAUGCGUGGCAGUAAGGAGAGGGGACCUCUGAGGGUUCAUGAGAGGUUUGUAGCUGGGUCGUUAGCAGGAGCUACUGCUCAGACAGCCAUCUACCCUAUGGAGGUCCUGAAGACUCGUCUGACCCUGGGGAAGACAGGCCAGUACACCAGUGUGUUAGACUGUGCCAGACAGAUCCUCCACAGGGAGGGCAUCAUGGCCUUCUAUAAAGGAUAUGUACCCAACAUCAUAGGCAUCAUACCCUACGCUGGCAUUGACCUCGCUGUCUACGAGACUAUGAAGAAUGCGUGGUUAGCGAGGCACACAGAUUCAGCAGACCCAGGUGUUGUGGUGUUGGUGGGGUGUGGAACCAUGUCCAGUACCUGUGGUCAGCUAGCCAGUUACCCUCUGGCUCUGGUCAGAACACGCAUGCAGGCACAGGCCUCUGUGAAGGGUGGCCCUCAGCUCUCCAUGCUAGGUCUGUUCCAGAACAUUGUGACCCAGGAGGGCGUGGCUGGCCUCUACCGCGGCAUCGCCCCCAACUUCCUGAAAGUCAUCCCCGCCGUCAGCAUCUCCUACGUAGUCUAUGAACACAUGAGGUGGAGAAUAGAGAAAUCUCUGGGAUAGGAUGACACCAUCUCCAUGUUGUGUGGUUGGUUGGUCCUGAAGAAGGAAGGGAUACGCCACUGGAACCUUGGAACCACCAUGACUUCUAGAACUGUUCAUAUUGGAACCACCAGGACUUCUAGAACUUUUCAUAUUGGAACCACCAGGACUUCUAGAACUGUUCAUAUUGGAACCACCAGGACUUCUAGAACUGUUCAUAUUGGAACCACCAGGACUUCUAGAACUUUUCAUAUUGGAACCACCAGGACUUCUAGAACUGUUCAUAUUGGAACCACCAGGACUUCUAGAACUUUUCAUAUUGGAACCACCAGGACUUCUAGAACUGUUCAUAUUGGAACCACCAGUACUUCUAGAACUUUUCAUAUUGGAACCACCAGGACUUCUAGAACUUUUCAUAUUGGAACCACCAGGACUUCUAGAACUGUUCAUAUUGGAACCAGCAGGACUUCUAGAACUUUUCAUAUUGGAACCACCAGGACUUCUAGAACUUUUCAUAUUGGAACCAGGGUGACUUGAGAACUUUUCACAAUGAAAGGACCAGUAGCAAUCUACAUGCCAUGACUCAUCGUAGGUGGAAGAAGAGGAUGAGGAAGAGGAGAAGAUGAGGUGUUGAAGUCUUUCUUUCGAUGAUCUGAAAAGAUUGGGAUGUGCUUGUGGACACAGGAUUUAAAUAAACCUCUACCUACGAGAGAAUUUUAAAUUAUAAUGCUGUGAGGACAUUUUAGACAGCCGGAUGAGAAACAAGCACAUUAAACCUUGUACUGUAUUUAGGGUUGCAAAAUUUCAGGAACUUUCCCCAAAUUCCCUGAUUUUCCAGAAAUCCUGGUUGGAAUUUUUCUUGAAUCAGACAGAAAUAAGCACAAAAUCCAUAAUCCUCCAACCUGGGAAUUUGGGGGAAAAUGACUGGAUUUUGCAACCCGAUAUUGAAACGUGAUUUUUUUUCUGAAUCCCAGUUACUGUGGUACGUUUCAACAAAGAGUUUUAUCAAGAGUUUUAUCAAAGUACGUAAAUAGUUAGAGAUGCAUGGUUUAAUCAAGUACUAAAGCCAAUAGAACACAGACACGCGCUGAUGUCAUCACGAUGAUGAUACGACUCAGAGGUGGUCCCCCUUUUACGUGUGUGUCAGUGUGUGUGUGUGUGUGUGUGUGUGUGUCAGUGUGUGUGUGUACAGCGAGUAAGUGUGAUUUUUGUCUCACAAAAAAUAUGAUAAAACUCCAGAAUGCCAAAUCAA